Molecule: messenger RNA, 1264 nt
Organism: Rhizophagus irregularis DAOM 181602=DAOM 197198
Lineage: Eukaryota; Fungi; Glomeromycota; Glomeromycetes; Glomerales; Glomeraceae
Source: RefSeq, a predicted model, not a curated record
UUUUGGUACGUGACAGUUAAAAAAAUCAAUGAACACUAAUUUGGAAUGACGGAUUUUUUUUAAAAAACAUAAAAAGCCCAAAGUAAUAUCUAAAGAAUUGAUAAAAAUGCCUCUAAAAUCUUUAAAAUUAGUACUUAAGCGAAAGAUAAACAAGUUCAAGGGAACGAUUGGUGCUGGUAAUAUUGAGAUAGGACAUAUCGAUCGUAACAAUUUAUUGGAAGAUUUUAUUACUAAAAAAGAAAUCAAAUGUUAUGAAUAUACGGACUUCAGAGAAAUUCAAUCGAUAGAAAGAGGAAACGUUGUGCGUGCUAAGUUUGAAGGUGAAUUUUUUGCUUUGAAAUCUUUAAAUGAUGACGAUAUAACUAUUCGCAAAGUUAUUGAUGAGUUAAAAUUACUUUACAAUAUUGAUCAUGAAAAUAUUUUAAAGUUUAACGGUAUCUCAAGGAUAGAAGGAGAUAUACCUCAAAUAUCUCAAAAAAAUAAGUACCUUUUAGUUUUGGAAUAUGCUAAUAGUGGUACAUUAAGUACUUAUUUAGAUAAGCAUUUUUAUGAGCUUAAUUGGAAUGAUAAAUAUCGGUUAGCAUUUCAACUAGCAAGUGCCGUUUUAUAUUUACAUGAUAAUAAGAUUAUUCAUCAAGAACUGUAUGUCGAUAAUAUACUUGUACAUCAGAAAGUUAUUAAGCUGGCAAGUUUUGGUUUACCGUCAGUAACAUUUAAAGAGUCUAGUAAUGCAUUUUUAUUUGACAUCAUACCUUAUAUGGAUCCAAAAAGUUUCAAUACUAAAGAUUAUGAAUUAGGCAAUCAUUCUGAUGUGUAUAGUGUUGGUGUACUUUUAUGGCAGAUUUCAAGUGGAUGUCAACCAUUUCGUACUGGAGGGUAUAAUGCAAAUUUAGCAACAGCAAUAUUAAGUGGACAGAGAGAAGACAUUAUUGACAAAACUCCAUUGGAAUAUAGUAAAUUAUAUACAGGUAACAAAAUUUGUUCAAUGUCUAAUAAAGGUUCUACAAUCAUGUUUAUUGAUUAUUUUUAUAGAAUGUUGGAAACUUGAACCAGCUGAACGACCAAGUAUGCGAAAAGUUGUCACAACUCUUGAGACUCUUUUAAAUCAGCCCGAAAUCCUUGUUAUUAAAGAAGACAAUGAGAAAAUAAAAGAUAAUAAUGCGACUGAAGAUGAUAAUGAGGAAAUAAAAGAUAACGCAGCCGAAUGGGUUAAAAAUAUCUUGAAAAAUAAAGAAGUUCAGUUCAUUCCAUUUAAUGAUUUAAA